Molecule: messenger RNA, 5255 nt
Organism: Ictalurus furcatus (blue catfish)
Lineage: Eukaryota; Metazoa; Chordata; Actinopteri; Siluriformes; Ictaluridae
Gene: adgrg2a
Product: adhesion G protein-coupled receptor G2a
Exons: 14
Coding region: 995-4015 (1006 amino acids)
Biological process (GO): cell surface receptor signaling pathway; adenylate cyclase-activating G protein-coupled receptor signaling pathway
Cellular component (GO): membrane
Molecular function (GO): G protein-coupled receptor activity
Source: RefSeq, a predicted model, not a curated record
AAACUCAACAUCAUCCGCUAACACUACAAAUACAAACACUAGUCCAGACACUGCAAACAAAACAUCAUCCACUAACACUACAAAUACAAACACUAGUUCAGACACUACAAACACAACAUCAUCCACUAACAGUACAAACACAACCACUUCUCCAGACACUACAAACACAACAUCAUCCACUACAAAUACAACCACUUCUCCAGACACUACAAACACAUCAUCCACUAACACUACAAACACUAGUUCAGACACUACAAACACAUCAUCCACUAACACUACAAAUACAAACACUACUUCAGACCCUACAAACACAACAUCAUCCACUAACACUACAAAUACAAACACUAGUUCAGACACUACAAACACAUCAUCCACUAACACUACAAAUCCAAACACUACUUCAGACACUACAAACACAACACCAUCCACUAACACUACAAAUCCAAACACUACUUCAGACACUACAAACACAACACCAUCCACUAACACUACAAAUACAACCACUUAUCCAGACGCUACAAACACAUCAUCCACUAACACUACAAAGUCAAACACUAGUUCAGACACUACAAACACAACAUCGUCCACUAACACUACAAAUACAAACACUACUUCAGACCCUACAAACACAACAUCAUCCACUAACACUACAAAUACAAACACUUCUCCAGACACUACAAACUCAACAUCAUCCGCUAACACUACAAAUACAAACACUAGUCCAGACACUGCAAACAAAACAUCAUCCACUAACACUACAAAUACAAACACUAGUUCAGACACUACAAACACAACAUCAUCCACUAACAGUACAAACACAACCACUUCUCCAGACACUACAAACACGACAUCAUCCACCAACACUACAAAUACAAACACUAGUCCAGACACUACAAACACAACAUCAUCUGCUAACACUACAAAUACAACCACUUCUCCAGACACUACAAACACAACAUCAUCCACUAACACUACAAAUACAAACACUGCAAACAUGACAUCAGCAUCAGUCAAGGACAAUACAAAUUUAAACAUUACUUCUGAUCCUACAAACACAACAGAAUCAAACACUACUCUAGGUGUUACAAACACAUCGAUACUGAAUGUCACACAUCCAAGGAACACAACAAUGGCCAGCACUACAAUUGACCCAAACACCACAGAAUCCAACAACAGUGAUCCAAACAACACAACACUAAUCACAUCUACAGCUACCCCACUCAUCACAAAACCUAAUGAAGCAUCAGUCUCAUACCCCACCAUGACAGCAUCAAACACCACUCUCGAUGCCACAAACAGAAACUCCUCGUCCUAUAACGUGACAGCAUCAAACACCACUCCAGGUGUUACAUCAACAGUGAAUAUAACAUAUCCAACAACACUGAUCAUGGCCACAGUUUCCCCAACUAUCACACAACUAAACGGAGCAUCAGGCUCAUACCCUACGAUGACAAAAUCAAACACCACUCUCAAUGUUACAGAUACAACAACAUUAUCACCCUAUAAUACAACACAACCAAACACCUCAACAGUGAAUGCAACAAACCCAAUGACCACAACACUGAACACCACUACAGUUGCUCCAAACGUCACAUUAUCUACAGAAACGUCAGUCUCAUCUAUAACAAACAUCCCAUCAAACACAACACCAAUUAGCCCAACCACUUCCAUAAUUCUGUUUAAUUUCACCACAGAGCAAAACACCACGGCUUAUCCGCUUAGAAACUUCACCACACCAAGUCCACUUAACGUUACACAAGCUAUAACUAAUACUACACUAGAUAUUUAUCAUAAUUUUACAAGUCCUCUAAAUACCACAGCCAGUCCCAGCAAUUACACCACAGCCACUGUCAACAACGUAACCUUACUCAACACAACAAUGCUUCCUAAUAUUACUCUAACCAACAAGACACAAUCUGUAGAAAUGAACACUACCAAUACUACAACUACAACAGUAGCACCAAAUAAGCUCACUGCGCAGACAGCAAUGAAUAGUGCCAACACCACCAUCUCCUCCACCACCAUCUCCACCACCAUCUCCACCACCACCAUCUCCACCACCUCCACCACCACCAGAAGCAGCAAUGGAACAAAUAUAGCAGAGACCACAACAACAGUGAGCCCUCAGUCUGUGGCGAAUCAGCUUCUCAACCAGUCUCAGGAUGUUUCGACCCUGAACUCCUCUCAAGUGCAGAAUGUAGUCAGCAAACUUGAGGAUAUUCUGUCAGCGCCAAGCAUCAGCCUGGAUGUGGGUCAGGGUGCUCUGUCUGUCGUUAACAAAAUGCUCGAUGCUCCUCAAGCAGCUUUGGCCACCUCAUCCAACCGCUUGAUCAAGGUUGUGGAUGAACUGGCGUUGAAACUGGUCAUUCCGGACAAAUCAGCAACACUAAUAUUGUCAUCGCUUGCACUGGCGGUGACAAAAAUCGACGGAAGCAACUUUGCAGGAAUGUCGUUCUCCUUAAACAGCCCAUCAUCCAUAGAGAUGACAAGCAGGAGAAGGAGGUCUGUAGAUAGUUCUUCUCUUGCGGGUUCCAUCACACUCCCCGCCUCUCUGACGGACGGUCUCUCCCCAGACCAGAAGAAACAGGCAUCCCGACUUCAGUUCACAUUCUUCCAAAAGAGCACACUGUUUCACGACAAAUACACUAAACAGCAGCUGAACAGCUUCAUUCUGGGGACUAGCGUUGCUAACCUGUCCAUCACAGGCCUGAGAGACAACGUGGAGUUCUCUCUGAAGAAUACAACCCCUAUAGUGGGAAAUCUGACUUGUGUUUUCUGGGACUUUAAACAAAACGGCGGAGCAGGAGGUUGGAACAAAAGCGGCUGUUUUCUCCUGAACAGCACAGAUAAUGAGAUGAAGUGCAGCUGCAACCACCUGACCAGCUUUGCAGUGCUAAUGGACAUCUCCAGAGGUGGAAUUACUGACCAAGUUCAGGGAACCAUCCUCACCUUCAUUACUUACAUUGGAUGUGGGAUUUCUGCCAUCUUCCUUUCCAUCACCCUCCUCACCUACCUGGCCUUUGACAAACUCCGCAGAGACAUUCCAUCCAAGAUCCUCAUCCAGCUGUGUUUUGCGCUUUUCCUACUCAACAUGGUCUUCCUGAUAGACUCAUGGCUGGCGCUCUACACCAAUGCCGCCGGCCUCUGCAUCUCCACGGCCUUCUUCCUGCACUACUUCUUGCUCGCCUCCUUCACGUGGAUGGGUCUGGAGGCCUUGCACCUCUACCUGAGUAUCGUCAAGGUCUUCAAAAGCUUCAUAUCGCAUUACAUGCUGAAGUUCUCUCUGGCGGGAUGGGGUAUACCGUUAAUCGUUGUCAUCAUUGUGAUUUCGGUGGACAAACAUAACUACGGCCUGGUUGCGUAUGGAAAGUAUGCGAAUGGAAGCACAGAUGAUUUCUGCUGGCUGACGAACAAUAUAGCCUACUACGUGUCAGUGGUGGCCUACUUCUGUGUGAUCUUCGUGGCCAACCUGAUCAUGUUUGUGGUUGUCAUGGUACAGCUGAGACGCAUCAAACGGCAAAACCCCCAAAAUAACCAAUACCGCAAAGGGAUCCAGGAUCUACGCAGCAUCGCCGGUCUGAUCAUCUUACUCGGCCUCACCUGGGGAUUUGCUUUUUUUGCUUGGGGUCCCGUCAACUUAGCGUUCAUGUACCUCUUCACCAUCUUCAACUCCUUCCAAGGUCUUUUCAUCUUCAUGUUUCACUGUGUGGUGAAAGAGAAUGUGCGGAGACAAUGGCGAACCUACCUCUGCUGUGGCAGGUUCAGACUGGCAGAAAACUCAGAUUGGAGCCGGGGAGCAACUCAAAACACCAAGAAGAGUUCAGUCAUCACAGCCAACAUCUCCCAUUCCUCUUUUAACCCUUCAGUUCCUUCAAGGAACUCCUCAAUGAGCAGUGACAGCUUGGGCUUACCAUCAAGCAUCAAUCCCUCACCAGUGAAUGACAGCGGGUUCACGUCUUUAGACGAGUCCAACAACCUUUUGAAUGAUGGCUUGACUCGGCGCUCUGUACGCUGACAUGACCGGUUCAUUCACCAAUGACUCUAGGAUUCCAGGAUGUAUUCCCAUCAUGAUCUGUAUUCCCGGAAGAGCUUCUGGAUGUACCGUGACCCUGACCAGGAUAAAAUGGUUCUACACCACGGAUGGAUAUUUUUUAUUUAUUUAUUUUUUUAAAACAAUGAAACCAUCAGUUUGUGAGUUUCAAAAUAAAUAAAAAAAAUCGGAGCCAAAACCCUUGAGGGCAUACUCCGGUGUGUAUGAAGAAAAAGUUUUUCAGAAAGCAGUAUUAUACAUUACCUACUACUGAGUCAUGAAACAUAAUUUAUAAGAUCUCAGAGACUGAAAUACUCCGUUCCUGUUCUGUUUAACGCUUUUAUAAAUUAGUCUUUAAUGUCUUUAAAGAGGUGGUGAUGUGUGUUAAUAGGGUGUUAACCUUUUGGAGAUUAUUAUUUCUGAAAACUAAAAAUGAUUAUUUUUUAAAUUUGUAAACUGGAGAAACAAGUUUGUUUAUUCUAUUAAAUGAAUAGUUAAUCAGAGGUAGUAUGCCUUUCCUGAUCGAACAGAUUGAUCUGUGAUGGAAUGGCAUCCCAUCCUGGAUGUAUUCCCACAUCACAUCCAGCAUUCCUGGGACAGGCUCCAGAUCCACCGUGACCCUGACCAAGAUUUAGCGCUUACUAAAGAUAAAACAAAUUUAAAAAAAAGAUUUUGAUUACUCAUGUUUACUCAACACCUAAGUACAUCCUAAUUUGGUUCUUUUAUGAUAGAGUAAUGUUACAUUUUAAUUCUAUGAUUAUUCAUGUUUAAUAUAAUUUAUUGAACAAAAUGGAUAAAAUAUGUAAGGUUUUUGGUCCUGAAUUUCUUUAUUUUGGCUCUAAGAUGAAAAGUCUCUGUAUGACAUAUAUUUAUCAGGAUUGCCCAGUCAUGUCUGGGAGAAAUGAUGUAUGGUCUUAAAAGUUAUUUUGACUUAUAAAAGGUUUAAUGUGACAUCUUGGGUCAGUUUUUUUUUGAGCAAACAGACAGUGAAGAUUUCAUUUUUGACUACCUUUUAUUUCUUUCUAUGUUUUUUUUUUUUUUUACUUUGCACUGUAAAGCACUUUGAACUGCAUUUUAAAUGUAUUAAUAGUACUAAAUAAAAGUAUAUUCUUAUUAGUAGUAGUAGUAGUAGUAGUAGUAGUAGUAGUAGUAUUUUAUAAAGGUCGCCCCAGGUGGAUAAAUUAAGAAGCGCACAGAAAUGAGAGGAUAUUGUUUUGGGCAAUUU